Messenger RNA from Mus pahari (shrew mouse), 1311 nucleotides. RefSeq names its product doublecortin domain containing 2C (gene Dcdc2c). Gene Ontology annotation, biological process: intracellular signal transduction. The coding region runs from base 1 to 1311 and encodes 436 amino acids. Gene Ontology annotation, cellular component: microtubule organizing center; microtubule. The record is from RefSeq and is a predicted model, not a curated record. Lineage: Eukaryota; Metazoa; Chordata; Mammalia; Rodentia; Muridae. The transcript has 13 exons.
AUGGGCACGCGCGGGCCCUAUGCGCUGGUGGACACCACUCCGGCCAAGACCAUCUUGGUGUACCGCAACGGGGACCAGUUCUAUGUGGGCCGCAAGUUCGUGUUCUCCCGGCGCCGAGUAGCCAACUUCGAGGCUCUGCUGGAGCAGCUGACCGAGCAGGUGGAGGUGCCCUUCGGUGUGCGGCGGCUCUACACGCCCACGCGUGGCCACCCGGUGCUCGGACUGGACGCGCUGCAGACCGGUGGCAAGUACGUGGCUGCAGGCCGGGAGCGCUUCAAGAAGCUGGACUAUAUUCAUAUAGUUCCCAGAAAACCUUCAAAGAUGAGAAAGUUGAAGGAAAUCAAGCCGGUGGUCCAUUGUGAUAUCAACGUGCCUUCCAGAUGGCAAACACAGAGCAGGACAUCCCGAUACAUAAAUGUUUUCACAAAUGGAAGAUUAUUUAUCCCGCCUAUAAAAAUUAUUAUACCCAAAUUCAGCCUGUCAGAUUGGAAUAGCGUGCUGGCCAUGAUUGGAGAAAAAGUCUUCCCUUUAGGAGGCGUUCGAAAGUUGUUUACAAUGGAUGGACAUCUUUUGAAUGACUCAAAAAAUUUGCAAGACAAUUACUUUUAUGUUGCUGCUGGACUUGAGACUUUUAAAUCCAUUCCUUACUGGAAGUCCUCAUGGGUCCCCUGUGAGGUCCAGCAGAGGUUUGGAGGCAAUGAUAAAUACACGCAAACAAAGAGAAGAGUGGAGUCCAAAGUAAAAGAACCUCUUCAAAAUGACAGUGUACCACCUAGAAGUCAGGAUUCUGUUUAUUAUGCCAAAGAGAAAAAGCAGAUGGAUACAGAACCUUUAGUUCAAAGCGGUGCAGAAGGUGAUGUUUAUAAAGCACAGACUCCUGCUAAGGAAACCCAAGAAGCCCUGGAAGUCAAGGAGGACCCAGAGGUGAAGGUGGAGGUGCCAGUAGAUCAGGCACCAGCUGAAAUUGUUAAAGAAAUUGAUGAGAUAGGCAACAGCAGCCCUGGCCUGGAGAGCGGCAUGCUUCAGGUAGAGAGCACAGGCUGUAAGUUUUGGAGGGAAGCUGCCUGUGAGAGCAACUGGAUGUGGAGGCUGCAAUGCAGGUGUAAAACGAUGAUUAGGACCGCAACAUGGUGCAAAGGCGAGCGAGUCCCGAGCCUGCAACCCAAAGAACUGAUAGGAGCCCUGGACCUGCUGUCGAGGGCCUAUGUUGACACAGGCCAGUUGCAGGGGCCCCCUGUCUUCAUUGCAUCUCUCAAGAACUUCUGCAAGAAUAAAGAGGUGGUUCCAACGCCUGUGAUGGAGGAAGACUGA